AUGGCAACACCGAUGAAGCAAAAGACUCCUGCGAUGCCGAUGCUAAUACCGAUGCCGACGACGCAAUGGCCAGUUAUUGAUUACAUUGGUAUGGUUGAUGAAAUCAAUCUCUCAUAUAAACAAUCGCAUGAAACGUUUUAUGCAGCGCUGUGCUAUCAGCAAUGUAUGGAUUUACUGGCGCAGAUUUCGGAACAUGGAUUUCUUUUCAUCGCCCACACCCACCUAAUCCUCGCUCUCCUCUCACACCCCAAAGAUGACCUCCCAAUCCCCGUCCACCUCACCCAAUCCCUCACUCAAAUCCGCACCUUACUCUCCCUCCCCUUCUACGCAUCCCGCCUCACCUCUCUCGACCCUCUCAACUCCCACACCCCCUACACCGACAUCACACUCCUCAACAACUACACCUCCUUCAUCAGCACCCUACACUCUGAAUCCCUCGCCUUUUUCUCAGAGCGCAAAUGGAGAUAUCUUAAUACGACAACCGUAACUCCCUUUCGCGAAUUGGUUUAUACGUAUGAAUGUGUGGAUAAAGAAGGAAAUUUCUUGGAGAUGAGAAAGAAGAAGGAACCGAUGUUGCCGUUGACGAGGAAGACGGAGGAGGAAAUGGGGGAAGAGAGGUGGGAGGGGGUUAGGGGUUUGUGGAGAUAUAUGGGCAGGGAGUUGAUGAAAGGGGGGCAGGGACAGGAUGUUAGGCAGCUUGGGGGAGCACAGUUGAAGGGAUUUGGGGGGAAGGGUGUUUUUGAAUUUUGGGGGGAGGUUAAGGAGGUUUUGUUGUGGGGGUAUGGAGGGUAUGGGGGUGUGAGGGAGGAAGUGUGGAUGAAAGAGAAGUGGGGUACGAGUACGAGUACGAAUGUGGUUGUGAAUGAACAUGGAGAUACGGAUGCGAAUGGGGAUACGAAGGUACGGGAGAGAAAACGCGAUAGGAUGGAUUAUACACACGACCAGGUUCUGGCGAGAGAUAUCUUUCCAAGACGUAUUAAUGGGUGUCAUGCUUGGUGUAGAAAGUGUCAACAGGAAAAAGUUGAGAUGAUUUGGAAGGGGCCGCGUCAUGGUGAUGAUGAUAAUGUUUAUAGAGAGGAUGAGGAAGGAGAUGAUGAUGGGGAGUUGAAGUUUCGGGGUUAUGCUAGUACGGGUACGAGUGGUUGUGGGUAUCGGUGGGAUUUUUGA
Messenger RNA from Sclerotinia borealis F-4128, 1167 nucleotides. The record is from the annotation of a GenBank genome assembly. Lineage: Eukaryota; Fungi; Ascomycota; Leotiomycetes; Helotiales; Sclerotiniaceae.